Molecule: messenger RNA, 661 nt
Organism: Musa acuminata AAA Group (dessert banana)
Lineage: Eukaryota; Viridiplantae; Streptophyta; Magnoliopsida; Zingiberales; Musaceae
Exons: 3
Coding region: 176-646 (156 amino acids)
Source: RefSeq, a predicted model, not a curated record
CCCCAUGUCGAAGCUUGAAAGGAACAAUUUCCUGCCGUCGGCGGCAUAUUCGAGCCUCCAAUCGGAUCCAAGCAAGCAUAUUCAUCUUGCUUCUCUCCCAUUUCAGUCUUCGAUCUGCAUAAAUAAGUGUAUAUAUAGUGAUGAAUGAGACGAGCGUUGCUUUGAUCCUUCGACCAUGAGAGGGAUGAACGGAUUAGAGAGCUCUUCGUCUUUAUCGCCGUCGUUAUCGAGCCCUUACUUCCCCGUCUUGCACAACUACCCGCUGAUCUCGGCCAUCCUCGCCUUCGCCAUCGCCCAAUCCAUCAAGGUCUUCACCACCUGGUAUAAGGAAAGACGCUGGGAUGCCAAGCAGCUUAUUGGAUCUGGUGGGAUGCCAUCAUCCCAUUCAGCAACAGUGACAGCACUAGCAGUAGCUAUUGGAAUUCAAGAUGGCUUGGGUAGUUCUGCUUUUGCUACAGCAACGAUGUUUGCAUCUGUGGUAAUGUAUGAUGCUUUUGGUGUUCGACUGCAUGCUGGAAAGCAGGCAGAGGUAUGUAAUAACAUCAUGGCUUUCAAAAGUUUCCUUUUCAGUAUCCCUUGCGAUCAUAGUAAUGUUAGGGCCAACAUGAUACAAAAAGUGGCCAGAGUCUCACUAACUUUGAGCUAGACUAUAAGCAUCUGU